CAGUGCGGUAGGUUCGGGGUAGAGAGGCGGGGAGUGCAGCGGGACUGGAGAGCUUCUUGUUGAAGCGUACGGGGUUUAACCUCCCGCCUCUUAUCAGCUGGAACUUCAGACCAGACAGGAGCCUCUGUUCGGUACAGAGAAGGAGUUUUCUUUUUUUGUUGAACCAGGGUUACUCCUCACUUUAUUUAGCCUACACUUAAGGGAUUCGCUUCGGAACCUCCGGUUCCCCCCGCUGCGCGUGUUCGCACUGAGGUUGCACGUCAGCGGACUAACAAAACACAAGAGGAGAUUACGGAGCCGUGCGUGUGAAUGGACUGAGGUUAUAAAGCACCAGGGGAGCAGUGCACGUCAAACCUACUCUGCAGCAUCAGUAAUACCUAUUUCACCGUGCAGCAGCAGCAGCAGCAGCAGUAUGCAGCGAGAGGAAUCCUUUCAGAUGCUUUCCCACUCCAGACAGUGAAGAAAGGGUUCGGAGGGGAGGAGGCAGUUGGCAUAUAUGGGAGAUUUGUUGGAUAUUAAUCACCCCGUCGUUGUAAACUUGUGUCCGGGAUGGGGAAGGAGCAAGAGCUGCUGGAAGCCGCCCGGACCGGGAAUGUCGCCCUGGUGGAGAAAUUGUUGAGUGGGAAGAAGGGGAUACUCGGGUCAGGCUCCGGCUCCAUCCCUCUGCCCAACCUACUGAGCAUGUGGAAGGGCCUGAAUGUCAACUGCACAGACAGCACAGGAUAUACACCUUUACAUCAUGCUUCACUUAAUGGACACAGGGAAGUUGUACUAAAGCUGCUCCAGUUUGAGGCGUCCACAAACGUGCCUGACAGCAAGGGUUGCUUCCCGCUGCACCUGGCCGCCUGGCGGGGAGACGUGGACAUCGUCCGCAUCCUUAUCCACCACGGACCCUCGCACUGCCGGGUCAACCAACAGAACCAUGAGAAGGAAACGGCGCUUCACUGUGCCGCCCAGUAUGGACACUCUGAGGUGGUUUCAGUGCUGCUUCAGGAGCUGACCGACCCCACCAUGAGAAACAGCCAACAGGAGACUCCUCUGGACCUGGCAGCGCUGUAUGGACGGCUGCAGGUGGUGCGCAUGUUGGUGAGCGCUCACCCCAACCUGAUGACCAGCCACACUCGCCGCCACACUCCGCUUCACCUGGCUGCACGCAACGGACACCACAGCGCCGUCAAGACCCUUCUCGAGGCCGGCAUGGACGUCAACUGUGUGACCGAGAAUGGCAGUGCCCUCCACGAAGCAGCUCUCUUUGGGAAAAUGGAUGUAGUUCGCCUUCUGCUCGACUCAGCGAUCGACACCAAUCUCAGAGACAGCCAGGGGAGAACAGCUCUGGAGAUCCUGGGAGAACAUCCUGCACAGAAAUCCCAGCAGAUCACUGCUGUCAUCCAAGAAUAUGUUAUGGACGAGAUGGAAAGGAGGAGUAUCGUGGAGGAGCCUGUUCGCAAGUGUCCGAUCCCUGCUCCUCGAACCUCUGUUCCCUCGCCCUCUGCCUCCCCCUCGCUCAGACACAAGAAUGAUGCUGUGACAAGCGAGCUGUCCAAACUGCUCCAUGAGAUCAAAAAGUGCCGGGACAGGGACUACUCCUUCGAGGAGCUCUGCCACACCAUCUCCUCCCACUCCAUGGACAGUUUUGGCAGCGGGCGGCUCUCUGACGAAGAACGCCCAGACCGACCCAAUGGCACCCUGACCCGAGUCAAGGAUUCAAAGUGUUCAGCAGAGAUUGUCACCUCGCCAUCUCUGGAUGUUUUCCUGCCAGAGGACGAGGACAACCCGUAUGAGUCCGUGACUACAGCCGUCACACGCAAACCCUGCUCCCUCGAUAUCAACCACCAGCUCAAUGCCUUUCCACGCAAUGGUCACUUGUCCCAUGUAACGGUGAGUGAGGGGGAGCACGGUAACCAUGGCAACUGCUCGACAGGCCCCACUCCAGACUGCUCCCCCCCCUCCCCCGACACAGCCCUGAAGAACAUUGAGAGAGUCAUCCGCCCACAGCCCAAGCAGCGCACCUCUCUGUCUUCGUCCCUGGACGUCCAGAGGCCGGUCAACCGCAGCUGUGAGCCCAGUGAGGUGAGCUCAUCCUUGGGCUACGCCAGCUUCAGCACCAGCCCCCCUGCCAGCCCCCCACUCAGCCCUAAUCAGGAGGACUCUGCAGGCUCCAACGACGACUGUCCACUCACAGACGACGGGCCGUACCAGCGUGACCCGUCUCCUCCUACUCCGCUCUGCUCUUCCUUCACAUCCAACGCUUUGUUGGAGGAGCGCAGAAAGAGCCACAUUCCAGAGGAGUUUGCAGGCCUGCUUCAUGGAUCUUCCCCAGCUUGUGAAACCCCUGAUACGCCUUACCAUCUCUACAGCCCCAAACCCCGAAAAUAUGCCUCUACGGAUGUCCAGAGCAGCUUGUUGCAGACCCCGGAGUUCAGCAUCGUAAUAGGAGGAGGACCCACUCAGAUCUUCCCCAGGACGGGGAGCGAGUCAUCACCUCAGAGGACCGCCAACGACCCCCAGAAGCCACAGGUGGUAUACCGGACUAUCUUCCACACUAGGGUCAACCAGGACCAGGCCCAAACCAGGAACUGUGAGCAAGCAGCUCAACCUUGUGGCUGGUCUUCACUGGGCCACCCACCCUCCAACUCCCCUGGUCAGAACGGGAAAGUUCCAGAGUUACGGGGGAUCCAGACAGGAGGUGUGCCCAAGGGCAGUUCAUUGGGUGCUGGCUACGAAGAGAGGGCUUGCACCCUGGGGAGGAUGAGGUCCAUGCCCCGCAGUGUUUUGGACUUGCAGUUGUCCAAGUCUCUGUCCAAAUCUGAUUCCAACCUAGUAGCUGUAUCUCCCAUACAGGAGGAGCACGGCUGGGGGUCUGGAUCUCGUGGCCAGGGGCCUGGAAGUCCCAGCCCCGGAGAGGGUGCCAGCCCAGGGGGAAGACUGGAGAGAACGCCCUCCUUCACUGCUGAGUGGGAAGAGAUCGACAAGAUUAUGAGCUCUAUUGGGGCAGGAAUAAGCAGUGGAUUGGACAUUAAGAAAGACACCUCAGGUCCCCGCUGCCCACUGCAGUCCGUGGGCCAGUGGCUUGACUCCAUCGGCCUGGUCCAGUAUGAGAACCACCUGCUGGCCAAUGGAUUUGACAACGUCCAGUUCAUGGGCAGCAAUGUGGUGGAAGACCAGGAUCUGCUGGAGAUUGGGAUCCUUAACUCGGCCCACAGACAACGCCUCCUGCAGGCCAUACGGCUGCUGCCCAGGGUGCGACCUGUCGGUUACGAUGGCAACAACCCCACGUCAGUGGCAGAGUGGCUGGAGUCAUUGGAGCUCGGUGACUACACCAAGUCUUUCCUCGUCAAUGGUUACACCUCCAUGGAGCUGGUCAAGAAGAUCUGGGAGAUCGAGCUCAUCAAUGUAUUGAAGAUCGGUCUUAUCGGACACAGAAAGCGGAUCCUUGCCUCAUUGGGGGACCGGCUACACGAAGAAACCCCACAAAAACCUCCGCGGGCCAUCUCCCUCAGGGAGCCCGGUGGGAACCACACUCCUCCCCAGCUCAGUCCGUCGGUGGGCCAGGCAGCGUACACAGCGGGGGUCCCGGGCGGAUCUCUGGACGUGCAGCACCUCAUCAUGCAGGCGGACGCCCGGCGCAGGCAGCGCAGCAAUGACAACUACUUCGAGGACGUGCCGCGAUCCAAGCUGGAGCGACAGAUGGCACAAGUCAGCAUGGCAGGCGAGUGGUGCGAGCCGAUCACGUUGCGUCCGCCCAACGAGGCCACCUCGUCCACUCCGGUGCAGUACUGGCAGCAUCACCCCGAGAAGCUCAUCUUUCAGUCCUGUGACUACGAAGCCUACUACCUGGGCUCCAUGCUGGUGAAGGAGCUGAGAGGGACGGAGUCCACACAAGAUGCUUGUGCCAAAAUGAGGAAGUCGACAGAACAGAUGAAGAAAGUGCCGACCAUUGUGCUCUCAGUGUCCUACAAAGGAGUUAAGUUCAUUGACGCCACAAAUAAGAACAUCAUAGCAGAACAUGAGAUUCGUAACAUCUCGUGUGCGGCGCAGGAUCCAGAGGAUCUGUCUACGUUUGCCUACAUCACCAAAGACCUCAAGUCCAGUCACCACUACUGCCACGUCUUCACUGCUUUUGAUGUGAACCUGGCGUAUGAGAUCAUUCUGACACUCGGCCAGGCCUUCGAGGUGGCCUACCAGCUGGCCCUGCAGGCCAGAAAGAGCGGCCACGGAUCAUCCACACUGCCUGAGAGCUUUGACAGCAAGCCCAGCAAACCUGUCCCCAAACCUCGAGUCAACAUCCGCAAAUCUAUGGAGCAGCCGUCCAUGGACCAGAAGGGCCACGCCAACGUGCCAUGGAUUGUGGAGCCGGGUCAGGAGGCCAAGAGAGGAGUCAACACCAAGGCAAUGCCGGACGCUCAUGUCUAUUACUGUGGAAUGCAAAGAAUGUAGCCAGCCCUAAACACGGACCUUGUCACACACACAAUGCAAAAUGGACUACAAAAGGACUACAAACAUGGAUGCUACUCCACAGUGUUUAAGGUUGACUACCAAAUUUUAACAUCAUUCAUCCAUAUGAUACUUGACACAGUAAACAUGACAAACAUACACACUAACAGGACUGCAUCUUGACAGAUGACUGUCUGCUCUGAAUGUACACUUAUUUGAAAGCAGCCUCAAGUUUCUGCAACUACAGCAGGAGCUGUGUAAUGCGCCCAACUGGGACGUGUGACCUGUGAACUUUUGGAUGGUCACCGUUUCUCCAUGGAGACUGAGUAUGGUUACAGGGCAUCUGUUGGUAACAGACAAUGGACUCGCUAAAGACACCACUGGGCAUGUGUCAGUUUUGGCACGGGUUUAAGGACGUUUGGCUGGCUCUUUCUUUUUCUUCUUCUUUGAACUCAGAAAAUAAUACCGAGAUAUAUGCACAAGCGUGUAAAUGUGAUUGGACUAGCUGCAACACGCUGGAGAUGCAACAUGUGUGUCCUGGUGAGAUGUCUCAUAACGGAUGAACCUACAGUAUGUGAACAAAACAGCAUCUGGCGUUAAAAAAAAAUAAAAAAAUAAGUAUUCUAUUCGUAUUGCCCGACAUUUUAAUGUUUAAUAUGAGAGUAUUAUAUUACCAUGAUGAUUAUGAUUAUUCUUGUGCAAUUCUUGUCUACUGUUGUCUUAAUGUUACAUUAUUUUUCUAUGAUAUGAGAUGAAAACAUUAGGCUUGAAAAUGAUGGCCAUCCUUUAAAAAAUCAAAACUAUAUGAUCAUACUUGUACAAAGAGAGUGAAUGUUGCAGGUGGCUAGCUAACUCUUGUCAGGUCAACCCUCCAUCAUUUCUCAUGGGGCUCUACUCUUAUCUAGCAGAUGUACUAUUUUAAACGCAGUAUUACUGUAUUAUUUGGAUGAGACGUUAUCCAAUUAUAAAAUGUACAUAGAUAUUUUGCCAACUCAUUGUUCAUACAUGUAAUGUAAAAGAGAAAAAGGAUUUGAAGUAAAGUAUGUGGCACUGGAAAGAAGGUACCAAAAUAAAAGUUGGAAAUUAAAAGAAACCGGUAGAUUGUAUAGAUUGUAUUUUGAAUGAAAACUGAAAUGGGUUAUUUGGUUACAUCUCUGCUGACCAACUUAUGUACAUAGGCUUGGGCUUCCAGCACACAGAUUUUUGUAAUUUUGGCCAUUAUUUAUAUCCUUGUAAAGCACAUGGAAUAAAACAUGAAUUGUUAAAACCAUUA
Molecule: messenger RNA, 5707 nt
Organism: Perca fluviatilis (European perch)
Lineage: Eukaryota; Metazoa; Chordata; Actinopteri; Perciformes; Percidae
Gene: anks1b
Product: ankyrin repeat and sterile alpha motif domain containing 1B
Exons: 27
Coding region: 550-4437 (1295 amino acids)
Cellular component (GO): cytosol
Molecular function (GO): protein binding
Source: RefSeq, a predicted model, not a curated record